Messenger RNA from Aegilops tauschii subsp. strangulata, 1596 nucleotides. The record is from RefSeq and is a predicted model, not a curated record. Lineage: Eukaryota; Viridiplantae; Streptophyta; Magnoliopsida; Poales; Poaceae.
CAGUGCAUCUCGCCCCACCCAGAAAAUUCUCCACCCUAGUUGAUAGCAAUCGGAGGACAGUGACCGAUCGGAGAAGACUAGGAGAGAUUUGGGAACCAGGAGAGUGUGCGGCAAGUGGGCAGGGUGAGGAGUUAGAGGAGCAUAUGGAAUAAAUCAACGCCUAGGCCAGGGUGUUAAAUUAGAAGUCUUUGUUUAAUCCUUAAAUAAAGUCAGAGAGGAAAAAGAGGAAGUGCUAUCAGUGCGUGUGCAUAUGCACGUGGUAGACCAAUUUAGUCCACUAGCUUGUCUUUGGUUAUUAAAGAGUGUAAGCUGCUAUGUAAAGAACAAGCUGGAACUAAAGUAUUACUUGUGCCCUGUUGUUCUGAAAUAUGCUACUCAUGCCUUGUUUGCUUAUGAGUUUCUUAAACUCAUAAGGACACGGCGACUGUCACUUGUAUUUCUGAACCUUCGGGUCGUGACAGUUUUAGUGGUAUCAGAGCCAGGUUUAAAAACUAAACUACUUCUCAAUAAUAAUUUAAUUAACUAGGUAUAAACCAGAUAAUCAGGGCUAGUGAGGGUAUAAAGAGGGUUCAUGAGCAAACUAAUUAGGAGAUAACCCUGGCCUAGUAAAGGAAGUAGUGCUGGUUGGUUUGAGUGUGGUGAGGGACGUACUAGAAUAGGUUGUAUAGUAAGGCUAUGGAGUAGUCAUGGGAUAGGGUAGUAGCUAUGCUGGUUCUGUUUCUUUGGUUUUCUAAUGUAAUGGAUGUGUUGUCCAAUCCAUGCAUGGAGUUUGUUGACAUCCCAACCAAGCAUUUUCUGGAGCAGUUUGUGGCGCUGUUCGGGCUUGCUCAACCAGUUGUCUGCUGGAGGCCGGCUCCUGAGGGAUUGUACAUUGUGGGGGUUCAGGUUAACCUUGGUCCUGCGGACAGGGUUCCUCACGUGUAUUAUGAGGCUGCGGGAGCCAUUAUCCCUGAGGCAGAGCAGGCAGCCUGCUUGAUGGUGAUCCACGCCGUAGUUGCGGAACAUAAUGUGGAAAUUAGGGAUAUUAACUACUAUCACCUGGGGUACCUGCAGCAUCAGGUGGAGGAUCUGCGCAAGAAGCUGCUGGAGGCCGAGCAUCUUUGUGCUGAGCUGAUGAACAUUAUCCGCUCCAGCGAGAGUGAGGUCGCCUUUCUGGAGCGCCUCACUCAUAGGUUCUAUCGUCGCAUUCACUGUCUGAGGGACACUGUGGCUGCACUGCAGCAUGGUGGUGGCGGAAGUUCCAGCGGCAGCGUGUGAGCAGUGGAUGGGUAUCAGCACCAUAGCAGUACCGUUGGGGUCCUUUCUAUAGUAUCUAGUAUCCUUAGAAUAAAAUCUUGCAGGGUAUGAGUGUGGGUGGUUCAGGAUUUUGGGGCUGCAAGAUAGACAUGGCGUGAGGUGGAGGAUGACACUAGUUGUCCUUUGGGUUUGAGGGAGCCUCUAGUUAUGGUGUUAUGCUAUGCUUGUAAUGUAAGGACUAAGUUCUCUGUGUUGGGAUGGUCUAAGCAUGCUGCUAUGUUGCUGUUUAGCUUAUAUGGUUCUCUUUAAGAACUGAAGUUGGAUCCUGGUGAAGCUAAAGAAGAAGUGUCUUUCUGUUGA